This is a messenger RNA of Pseudomyrmex gracilis, 892 nucleotides long. RefSeq lists its product as uncharacterized. Lineage: Eukaryota; Metazoa; Arthropoda; Insecta; Hymenoptera; Formicidae. The record is from RefSeq and is a predicted model, not a curated record. The transcript is spliced from 3 exons. Bases 50 to 760 code for a protein of 236 amino acids.
GCCCAAUUCCAGUCUGCUGUCAGCGUUCAAACGUGAAGGUUGUACAAUCAUGCUACACAAGUGUGUUUACGUAUCUCUUCUGGUUCUGGUGGUCCAAGAUGUCAGCGCGAGCAUUGGCUUUAUUGAUUUAUCCAAAUUUGACAUGAUAUAUUACGAUCCAAAUACACAAAUGGGGUUGAAAGCGGAACUUGAAGAUACUAGUCGUAAUCCUUUUCUUAGUCCUUCGAUUGGCUUUCGUGGAGUAAAAUGCAAUUGCGAAGGUCUGGCGUGUGGUUGUUGCACCGGUAUCAACGUGACUGUCUUAAACUUAAAUCGCCGUUCUUGUGUUAAUUUUACUUACAUACCCGAGGACUUCGCCAUCCGCCUCAAUUUGAUAAUGAACGAUAAUGUAAUUUUUAGUCCUACUUUUUCUGCUAAAAAUCCUGCGCCGCUUUGCGUGCCUUUUUAUACUCCCUUCGUGUUAUUCUGCGUACGCUUCUUCGAUAUCUACACGUCUGGAAAAAAUCUACACGUGUGCAUCGAUUUUGAGACACGCGUGGUAAACUGGCCGAUAUUGAUCUUGCACUUUGAUUGUGUGAAACUUGGAGCGGACGGAAUUUCUUGGAUGAAGCCGGAAGACAAUGAUGAAAUGAUACUUCAGACAAAACCGGGCGAGAUAGAAGUGUAUGACGAGGUGAACUUUGAACCAGAUCCUUUAAAUAAUAAUUCAUCAAAUACAUCUUCUGAAGAUGAUGAUCACAUCGGACAGUUAAAAGUAUAAUACAUAUAUAUUUACAAAACAUGUAUAUGAUUAUAAUACAUGUUUACAAUUACUAUACAUUGUUUGUUAAAAAAGUUUAUUGUUUUUGUUUGUUACAAUUAAAUGUAUCUUAUUAUUAUAUAUAAAAUAUAU